Messenger RNA from Pyricularia oryzae 70-15, 1836 nucleotides. RefSeq lists its product as uncharacterized. Lineage: Eukaryota; Fungi; Ascomycota; Sordariomycetes; Magnaporthales; Pyriculariaceae. The transcript has 2 exons. The record is from RefSeq and is a predicted model, not a curated record. The coding region runs from base 230 to 1033 and encodes 267 amino acids.
AAAAAAAAUACUCAAAGUUCCUAAGGUCAUCGUCGCUGUGUUGCCAACAAGAUUUGGGCUUAAGAUAUUUCAAGCAUUUCUUCACUGCAGCGCAAUCGUUCACUGCCGAAGCAAUCUACCGGAUUCUUCGUAAUAUCAAGAACACAUAACAAGACCUGUUAUUUGAACGUACCUGGCCUGGAACGUCAACUACAGAAAUUGGAUUCCGACCCUGUGAGGGGCCUUCAAGAUGUCGUCGCGUUUGCUAUCGAUGAAGUUCAUGCAGAGGGGCAUAGCAAACUCCUCCACAACAUCAUCACCCACAACCCCACACGCUGAAGACACAGCACGCGCGAGCAAGCGACGCAAGUCCGAGGGACCAUUGUCUCCAGCUCUCAACCGCGGACAGGCUUCGGGCGACGCGAAGCUCGACGAAAAGGCUGUUCAGGCGGCGAUUGCGGACGAGGAGAGGAAAAGACAGGCAGCUAUUGCAAAACAGGCUGCCGAGUCGGGUGACACUCAUUGGGUCCUCGAUUUCCCAGCCGCGUCUCCUGCAUCGACGGCCAGGAAGACGAAAGCUCCGUUGAUGGUGGUUCAGGUCGGAUUUGCCCAGAUCGAUACGGCAGACAAGGGAGACGACGAAGUAUACGCCGGUCCGUCACCUGGGGGAGCACAUAUACGACGCUUUAAUAUGAAACCAAAAAAGUCGACACAAGACACGAAGAUGGAAUCCGAACAGGACGUGGACGUGGAAUCGGGGUCUGGGAGCGAGGAUUCUGACGACUCCGAAUCUGACAAUUCAUCCACACCAUAUACCGCCGGCGGUAACAAUACGCGCGGGCGGCAGUCCUCAAGUCAAGACAGCAAACGAAAACGUGGCAGGUCGGAAACAUCAGCAAGAAGGAACUCUGAGAGGACUAAAGCUCUGGAGUUCUCUGCGAAGCGCAGGAAAAAGAACGUGAAGCUGAACAUGCCCUUGUCCAUCUCAUCUGCUAACCCUCCCGCUCCCAGCCCAUCGUCUAAGCGAAGGUCAUCAGGCAAGGGUGGGCGUUGAGAUGCUGAGUAUUUUACUUUCCGGGACUUUACACACUGCUUCGCACCGGAAGUACCCGCAGGGUCUCGUCAGUUUCUGUGCGAGGACAUAGUCCCCACUACAUCGGUCAGAUCCCGGCCCCAUUUUACACAGCCCUUGGUCAUGUCGACCGAAUCCGGAUAUGAAGGCUUUACUGCCUACCGUCUAACCAGGCCACUUGCAAAUUUUCAGCCAUGACAAUCCUGAUACUGACAGCAGCCAAGCGACUUUAGGACUGGGCGAGGGUGAUUAAACCCCGCUUCUAGUACAUUGUCUUUCAUGCAGCUGCCCCUGACGUUCGCCCAAAGACAAUGGGGAUAAAUGAAGCGAUGAUGAUCUAUCGCAAUUUGUUUCAAUCACUUGCUUCUGCAUGACGGCAGAAUUGUGCCGUGAAUCUACAGUUGAACAUCAUUUCGGGUAAAGAGGAGAACAUGAGGCCAGGGGAAACCCCCGUUAUUACGGCACUGCGCUCCUGCAGGAACGAGUUGCCGAUGCUACAGCUACAAGGGCCAAAUCUCAGUUACGUUACUUGAGGUUUUUGAGAUUGACGGCGCAAGCGGGCCGUCGCAGGUUAAAAAAAGUACAGGCACGAUAGAUCGUUUCAAGGACAAAUGAGAUAGACCUAGACCUAGUGAACAUUGCCAGGAUAUCAGCAUUAUUGUUGAGUCAUCAUGCAAGUCAAAGUGGGCCAUUUUACGAAUUCAAUUCAUGAAACCCGGAUACCUCUGCAAAUGGUCACUAUAUAAUUAAGUGGUUUCCUAGUCGACACUGACGUUCGCCCAAAG